CACCUAUCGGCUUCCGUACACAAGUGACUGUACACCCAUUAGUUACCUUGGUAUUAGAUCAGCAUAAACGAAGUGGAUAUAGAAUUCAUGCGUUUGGUAUGACGGAUCUCUCGGUUCUAUUGAAGUAAUUUACGGCAUAUAAGACAAAAUGGCUGCAAAAGACCAAGCACAACAUAUCAUAGUUUGUGAAAAGUGUCAAGGGCCUGUUGAGUUCAUUUGUGUUCCCUGUGAUAUAAAACUAUGCGGAGAAUGCUCUCUGAAACAUAUGCGCACAAAAUCAAAACGAGGCCAUGAACUAAGAGAAUAUUCCCGCUCCGUAUCUCAGCAGUGUGAUAUACACCCGAGUGCCGUGUCUGAAUUUUAUUGCAAAUCCUGUUCCCUCCCACUUUGCACUGAGUGCAUUGUUACAAAUGAUCACAAGCUCCACGAUCUAUCAUCAAUGUCUUCCAUUACUGCUUUGUUUGAAACCUUAAUAGAAGAAGAAAGUACAGAAUUACGAACAAAAGUGAAAGUUAACUUUGAAAAGCGUAUUGAGGAUCUCAAGGAAUACCUAACCAUUGUUGCUAAACAUUGUGAAAUGGUCCGAGAUGAUGUUACACAAUGGGGAGAGAAUUGGAAACGUGAGAUUGCUAUCCUCGUUGAAUCUCUUCAUCAAGAAAUUAAAUCUGCAGAGAUAGAAGCCACACGCAUCCUGAAACAGCAGACAGACCAGAUGGAACAGAACAUACAGGACAUAGAAGACGCAUUGAAGGAUUAUGAAGAUGUCAAAAUGUCGGAAAACUCAAAGCUUAUCGUCAAAUUUCAAUCCCAGAUUGACAAGCUCAGUUCACUGCCUACCCUAAGAAGAAUUUACGUUCCAAAAUUCCUUCCCGCAAAUCAGAAGUUACAAUCUAUUUUUCAUACAUCCCUUGGGAAGUUGAUUCUUGAAGAUUACUAUGCCGUCAAAGAACUUGCAGAGCCUUUGAAGAUUAGAACAUCCAAAGAAAUUUUUUCAGUUGUCAACCAACUGCAUGGGGAAAUAUUUAGCAACCACAAAGACCGUUGUGAUGCAAAUCAGCUCUCCAUUGAAAGUUAUCAAAAGUGUCAAGUUUCGCUGCAUCCCAAACUUCUUCUUGGCUUCCAAAAUUCGACGUUUUUUCAAAAGAGUGUAGAAAACUUCUUGACAAAUUUCAAAGCCAAACCACUUUGGUCAGAAAGCAAGCGUCAUGGCGAGAAUGCGCAUCUAAUGAUGCAAAGUACACACGUUAUUGCAGAUUCGGGUGUUUUUUGGAAAGAGACUGUCUCUGAUGCAUUGACAAACUACCUACGUGAAUGGGAAGUUAACAGUAUUGCUGUACCUGAAUAUCUCUGGGAUACAAUGGCUGACAAAAUAAAGAAAGUUUGGAUUUUUAACCCAGAAAAAGUUCUAUGUCAAUGUAGCAAAAAAGAACAUCAGGUUUUUGUCAUUGGCAAUACUGAGGACGCUGUGGAAUUAACAGUGAGAAUUAAAGAAAUUCUGAAUCAUACUUAUCUGAAAUAUCUGAAACACACAUAAAAGUCCUCGUGGUAUCAGCUGAUCGGAGUCGUAUAUAGAGGAAUAUAUCAAAUAUUUUGAUUGUUAUUCUUUUCGUACAUAUAUACAUUGGUUGUGUUAAUGGUGACAUUAUUCACGAAAUGAACUUGACAUUAACUUAAGAUUAUAUGAGAAGCUUGUGUUAAAAUCAGAUCUUAACUGCUUGUUUUUAUCGUUUAAAUAAAAUGUAAGUAG
Ostrea edulis (European flat oyster) is the source of this 1747-nucleotide messenger RNA. Its product is annotated as E3 ubiquitin-protein ligase TRIM36-like. The record is from RefSeq and is a predicted model, not a curated record. NCBI's taxonomy places the organism in Eukaryota, Metazoa, Mollusca, Bivalvia, Ostreida, Ostreidae. Gene Ontology annotation, molecular function: ubiquitin-protein transferase activity; zinc ion binding. Gene Ontology annotation, cellular component: nucleoplasm; chromatin. Gene Ontology annotation, biological process: positive regulation of DNA-templated transcription. The transcript has 3 exons. The coding region runs from base 149 to 1534 and encodes 461 amino acids.